Symbiodinium necroappetens is the source of this 1134-nucleotide messenger RNA. NCBI's taxonomy places the organism in Eukaryota, Dinophyceae, Suessiales, Symbiodiniaceae. The record is from the annotation of a GenBank genome assembly.
AUGGCAGCAGAAGCGCCUCCGAGCGUGGCUCCGGACGAGAAGGAGGUCCACAUCAAAAGAGGGGACAUUUCACAAAGAUUUGGAAUGGUCCUUGAUGAGGAUGUCUCCUACAAGGGUGGUCAUCACAUCCGCACGAUCGUCGAGGGAGGAGUCGUUGAUGAGUGGAACAAGAAGAACGCGCAUCAGGCGAUUCUUGCCGGUGACACACUGCUCUCUGUGAACGGUCAAAGCAGCCUGAGCUCGAUGGUGGGCGAGCUGAAGGAAAAGACCCUCUGCGUCAUGCGCAUCCGGACCUCGGGUAGGAGCGGGGACGAAGGGCUCCGGGAGGAUGACUCUGAAGCCAAGAAGGAAGAAGCCGAGUGGGAGCGCAGGCGGGCCCGGGUGACUGCCGCGCUGGUCCCUGGCCUUAAGAAGAUCAUUGACCAUGAGUUCGGCACCGGUGCUGGCGAGCGAAUCGAUCGCGUGGAGACCAUGUACAAUCGGAUCGGGCGCAACGACGUCUACAAGGAGGAGCAUGCACUUGGGCCCAGACUGGCACCUGGCUACAUUCACGGCCUGUCUCCCGUGUCACCCUUUCACGAUGUGAAGGACCACCCCUGGUGUGCCCAGCUGAAGAAGCAGUGGAAGGCCAUACGCCAGGAGCUCCGCCAAAACUUGGAUCCUGGCCUUUGGACAGGAGGUGCCUACGAGAAGUCCAAUGAGGCAUACGGCAAGGACUGGAAGAUCAUGGGCGUUCUCACCGAGGACCGGUGGCAGGACGAAAAGCGAUUUCAAGUCACCACAGGGGCGCUGCAGGCGCUGAAGGGUAUCAAGCCCUUCGAGGCAUUCUUCGCCAAGAUGCCACCUCGGACGAAGAUCGCCCCCCACUCCGACAACCUGAACUACAUCCUGACCUCACAUCUUGCCCUGGAACUUGAGGAGGGCAAGUGCUCCAUCACCGUCGGAAAGCAGGAGCAGUACUGGAAGGAAGGUGAGAUGCUCAUCUUCGACACCACCUUCAUCCAUUCAACCAAGAAUGAAUCAGAAAGGCCUCGCUAUGUCCUGGUGCUGCGCUUUUGGCAUCCGGGGCUGACGGAGGAAGAGCGACGGGCUAUCCAUGUGUCCCAUGCCAUCCUUGCCAGAGCCGCGAAAUGA